AUGCCUUCCCAAAAACCAGAUCUUCCCCCUUUGAAGACUCCCAAGUCAUUUUCCUUUCCUUCCGAAAUUCAAGAUGACCCCAAAGUUCUCAGUGUUGUCGAUGUUGAGAUCAAACGCGAAGAUGGUAGCGACAGCGCGACAUCCUCUAUCCCAACACCAUCGGCCUAUACCGACUUUCUCAAUGCCCUCACACCCGUUUACAAUAGUCCCACGAGCGCUGGAGGGAGUUUUCCCAAGUUCAAGUUCGAAACAUGUGGCCCUUCCCCCACAUCGCAGCCUUCAUCUGCGAUAAGUCCCGCUUUCUCUUCGGCGCCAUCCUUAAAAUCACCGGCUAUCUCUCUUCCACCGCAAUCACCCUGUAGUGUCAAAUCAUCCAAGCCAACUCCCGCGCUCAGGAGAUUGCGUAUUCCACAGUCGAUUAAAACAUUUGGCAUCAGCUCCCCGCGCGCUGCAACCCCACUGACCACGACCCCAUUGAGUGCCACGCCGCGCAGUGCUGCCACUCUAUAUUCGCCAUUUUCACCAUCAGACUGGAAAAUUCGCUAUUUUGAGACGCCUAGGAGUGCGACAACAGCCAAGUCUGUGAGCGUUCGACAAGUGGUUACACGCACAAUUACAUAUAAGCGAACGCCGCUCGAUCCUCCUCCCAAAGGAAAGCGACGCAAGACUCAAGACUGCAAGGAUCAUUGCAAAGAGCUUUGUAAGGAGCCAUACAAAGAAACUUUGCAACCCAUUUGCAAAGAAGCUUGA
This is a messenger RNA of Penicillium angulare, 750 nucleotides long. RefSeq lists its product as uncharacterized. Bases 1 to 750 code for a protein of 249 amino acids. Lineage: Eukaryota; Fungi; Ascomycota; Eurotiomycetes; Eurotiales; Aspergillaceae. The record is from RefSeq and is a predicted model, not a curated record. The transcript has a single exon.